AUGUCCUCCAACUCGACCUUCACCUCGGCCAACCUCAUCUGCCAGAGCCCCAACCAGACGGCGAUCAAGGCCUGCUGUACCGGGCAUGGAUCGGUUUACAUGGUGCUCCCGGCCGCCGCCUCUGGAUUCCCCAACGCCAUCGGAGACAUCACCUACUGCGGAGUGCCCGCAAAGGAGCCCAAGACGGGGAGCAACUUUGUCAGCUGCAUCACGCAGGCCUUCGGCAUCAGCGACCGCAACUCGCUCAUCCCGGGCACCGCCAACCUCAUUUGCAAGGGCACCGUUCCGGCAGCUCCCGCCACGGCCAAGUGCUGUACCGGCCCCAACCUCUCCUAUCUGUCCCAACCGGUCGCCGAGUUCAACAAGACCAACCUCAACGCAACGAGCGUCAAUGCGUUCCUCAACCACACCGUCCAGACCGACACAAUAGGCAUCUGCUCCUUCUCGCAGGACGGCAACAAGUUCCUCGACUGCCUCGCGCGCGAGCUGGGGAUCACGUCCGACCCUGGCUCGUUGCCUCUGGGCAAGAUGCAGUGCCGCGAUGUUCGGCUCGCUGACGGUGAUUCUCCGCCCGCUGUCAACGCCAAGACUGUUUCGUCCGGCCCGAGGAGCCACAGGAGCUGGGCGGCAAUGGGGCUGCUGGCUGUGCUUGCGAGCACAGUUGUCGCCUUGUAG
This is a messenger RNA of Vanrija pseudolonga, 675 nucleotides long. RefSeq lists its product as uncharacterized. The transcript has 2 exons. The coding region runs from base 1 to 675 and encodes 224 amino acids. NCBI's taxonomy places the organism in Eukaryota, Fungi, Basidiomycota, Tremellomycetes, Trichosporonales, Trichosporonaceae. The record is from RefSeq and is a predicted model, not a curated record.